CUUAUCAUGGCUUGGUGUUACCUCUGCCUGGGUGUUAGUGGCCUCAAGUGUAAUUUCCUCUGAGGUUCCUCGUUUGGUGUCACCAGAGCCGAGCCAAGGCAGCUAUAUACGCACUGGAGGGUCGGGAUUAAGCCUCAGCCUUGGAUCAGGGAAUCAGAAAUGGGCACGUCUAAAACCAUUGUGCCUCGAAACUCUACAGACCGUAUGCUAUUUGCCUUCAUGGUGGUUGGAAUCCCAUUUGGUGUGGCAUGGCUUGGUGGAGUGAUCAUGCCACAUUAUCACAACACCAUUGACUUCACUGUCCUGAUGCACAUUACUUGUGCCAUCUUCAUCUUGUACAACAUAUGCCAUAAUAUGUUGCUGGUGAUCAGGAUAGAUGCCAGUGGUCGAACAUCAUACCUUCCAUCAAUUCUCAAACCAGGUUGGAGAUACUGUGCCAUCUGCCAAGUGAACUAUCCCCCAAGAUCAUACCAUUGUCACUUAUGUGAUGAAUGCAUCCUCAAGAGAGACCAUCAUUGCAGAUUUACUGGAUGCUGCAUAGGCUAUCACAACCAUCGAUACUUCUUGGUUGGAGUACUUUACAUAUUUCUGGGAGCACUUUAUGGCAUCUGGUACCAGUGGGACUAUGUGUAUACAACCAUAGAUCUGCCUGCAAUGUAUUUCUUCAUGACACUCAUUGCACCACACUUUGCCUUAUUAUUUGGUGCCAUAAAUCUUUGGGGUGUUGUAGUGGCUGUUCUCCACACAUUAGGCCUCUGCACUUUGUUCAUGACUGCAUACCUGUUGGCCAUCCAGGCCAGGGCAAUUUGCCGUGGUCAAACCCAAUAUGAAAUGAAAUGUAACAUUCAUGAUUAUAAUUUGAGCCUUAAG
Messenger RNA from Eriocheir sinensis (Chinese mitten crab), 870 nucleotides. RefSeq names its product probable palmitoyltransferase ZDHHC24. Lineage: Eukaryota; Metazoa; Arthropoda; Malacostraca; Decapoda; Varunidae. The transcript is spliced from 4 exons. The record is from RefSeq and is a predicted model, not a curated record. The annotation marks the transcript as partial. Gene Ontology annotation, molecular function: palmitoyltransferase activity.